AGUUCUGUGAGAGAGGCAACGCCAGCAUCACCGGGAAUUAGGUUAUAUAGCUUUGCCCGGUCACAGUGUAAGCUGCCAAGUCACUAAACUCAGGCCCAGACUUCCCAGCGGGUGUGAUGGAGAUCAGCUUUACAGGGCGCCGGGCUCUCGUCACCGGGGCAGGGAGUGGGAUCGGACGGCAGACGGUGAAGGCGCUGAAGGCGGGGGGAGCAGAUGUGGUUGCACUGAGCCUGACAUCAGAAAAUCUGGAGAGCCUGGCCAAGGAGUGCCCUGGAGUAGAGACAGUGUGUGUAGACCUGGGUGACUGGUCAGCGACAGAGGCUGCCCUCAAAUCGGUGGGUCCCAUAGACCUUUUGGUGAACGAUGCAGGAAUUGCUUUAGCAGACCCUUUCCUUGAAAUUACAAAGGAAGCAUUUGACAGGAGCUUUGCAGUGAAUGCUAGAGCUGCAAUUUUGGUAUCACAGAUUGUCGUCCGUCAGAUGAUUGAACGGGGAGUGCCUGGUGCUAUUGUCAAUGUGUCCAGUCAGGCAUCCCAGGCAGCAAUAGCAGAUCACGCUGUCUACUGUGGCACAAAAGGGGCUCUUGAUAUCAUAUCUAAGACGAUGGCUCUUGAACUGGGACCUAACAAGAUUCGUGUAAACUGUGUGAACCCCACAUUAGUAAUGACUGCAAUGGGAGAGGCUUUCGUUCAUGGCCAGUCUAAUAAGGCUGUUACAGAAAUGCGAAAUCGGAUUCCUCUGGGACACUUUGCAGUGGUGGAUGAUGUGGUGAACAGCAUUCUCUUCCUGCUGAGUGAUAAGAGCUCCAUGAUCACAGGGGUCUGCCUCCCUGUGGAUGGGGGAUACCUGGCUACAUGACUUCCAGUAAAUCAUCUUGAUGUGGAUCGACCAUUUGCUUGACCUCCUAUUGUCUCUGCCCAUUAAUUGCCAGUGCUACAGUAAAUAUGGAGGUUCGCAGCUAUAAGAAAAUUUCCAGCAAUACGGCUUUUAAUCAUAGCUAUAUUUGUUUGAUCUUUAAUGCUUCCAAGAUAUGUAUCGAGUAAAUUUGAUUAAACCUAAUAAUAAGCUUGUGUAGUGAAAACCUAUAUUUGUAGCAUCAAUGUGCCUGCCUUACAAGUACAUCAAUAAACCAUUAUCCUAAACA
Molecule: messenger RNA, 1143 nt
Organism: Pseudophryne corroboree (corroboree frog)
Lineage: Eukaryota; Metazoa; Chordata; Amphibia; Anura; Myobatrachidae
Product: L-xylulose reductase-like
Exons: 8
Coding region: 117-857 (246 amino acids)
Biological process (GO): xylulose metabolic process; glucose metabolic process
Molecular function (GO): L-xylulose reductase (NADPH) activity; carbonyl reductase (NADPH) activity
Source: RefSeq, a predicted model, not a curated record